Molecule: messenger RNA, 1198 nt
Organism: Erigeron canadensis
Lineage: Eukaryota; Viridiplantae; Streptophyta; Magnoliopsida; Asterales; Asteraceae
Product: probable glycerol-3-phosphate acyltransferase 8
Exons: 2
Coding region: 77-925 (282 amino acids)
Biological process (GO): cutin biosynthetic process
Cellular component (GO): membrane
Molecular function (GO): glycerol-3-phosphate 2-O-acyltransferase activity; phosphatase activity
Source: RefSeq, a predicted model, not a curated record
CUUGAAGCAUGAACCUUAUCUCCCUCUCUUUAUAUACACAACAACAGUUACUUAUUUUUUUAGUGAUAGAAAAAAAAUGUUGCCCAAAAACUUCCCUCCAAUAUCACAAUGCAAUCUAUCCACCAUAAACCACCGUUCUAUCGCCGCGGACCUUGACGGAACCUUACUAAAAGCCACACUCUCAUUCCCAUACUACAUCCUUCUCGCAAUCGAAGCCGGCAGCCUUUUUCGAGGCCUACUCGUUCUCUUAUCUAUUCCAAUCAUCGCCAUAAUCUCAGCUUUCAUUUCUGAAGACCUUGCAGGCAGAACGUUAAUAUUUUUAACGUUCUCCGGCAUCAAAGUUGACGACAUCGAAGAUGCCUCGCGCUCUGUUCUGCCGCGUUUUUACGCGGCAGAUGUGAGGCGAGACAGCUUUCAAAUUUUUGAUAGUUGUGAGAAGAAAGUAAUUGUGACUGCAAAUCCUGUUGUGAUGGUGGAGACUUUUGUGAAAGAGUGUUUGGGUGGAGAUAAGGUUUUGGGGACUGAACUUGAAAUCGAUUUUCGGACUAAUAGAGCUACUGGUUUUGUUGCAGGACCUGGUUUUAUGAUCGGUCAAGUUAAGAAGUUUGCGGUUGUUGAGGAAUUUGGUGAUGAUUUACCGGAUAUUGGAAUUGGUGAUCGGAAAACUGAUCAUGAUUUUAUGUCCAUUUGCAAGGAGGGUUACAUGGUACCAAGAGACCAAAAUGCAAGAGUAGUAUCUCCGGACGGUCUAAAAACACAACUGAUUUUCCACGAUGGCUACUUAGCGCAACACCCGAGCUCUAGAAACACCUGCACUAAACUGCUAUUCAAAUUCAUCAUAGCUCCUGCCCGCGGUUACUUCAAUUUUUCAUUACUUAAGGGAAUUGUCAAAUGCAGCAAUAGUCGAAUGUGGUCGUGGUUGUAGCAAGCAGAGGAGGAAGACUUGAUUGUAGAAAUCUUUAUUAUACAGUGAAAAUAGAAAGUGCAUAUCUGAUUACAUUCAAAAUGUUCGAUAUACGAGUGGUAUACUACACGUGGGUAUAAAAGUUUUUGGGUUCACCAUUUGCAAAAAAAUACCUAUUGCCACCUCUGAUAGUAUCUUUUAGCUCACUUUAUUGAAUAUAUGUAGUAUCUCUUUGAUUGAAUGAUCAUAGACUCGCUUAAGUCCUAUUUUAACAUCAAAAAAGUUUGAGGGCUA